Oikopleura dioica is the source of this 438-nucleotide messenger RNA. NCBI's taxonomy places the organism in Eukaryota, Metazoa, Chordata, Appendicularia, Copelata, Oikopleuridae. The record is from the annotation of a GenBank genome assembly.
AUGGCGGAUGAGGUUGAAAGUCCUCCACCGGUAAAGUACCCACCUCUUGAAGUGGGGAAAACCUAUGAAGGAAAAAUCAUCUGGAACGCUGCUGACUUCGCCAGACAUGUCGAUAAAAAAGAUAGAGCUCCUCAUCCUCUUUGCCGAGUACGAUUCAGAUUCAACACCCCACAAGGACCGUCGGUUCAGUUUGUGAAUGUGUUGCAGUAUGAAAACAACAUGUUCUCCGAUCCUCCUCUUCCAACAACACCUGAAUAUUACUGCUUCUUCCCUCAUGGUGGCUAUUCCAACAAAGUCCUCGAGAAGAUAGCAAAUGAAAAGAAGAAAAAGACGUUCAAAGUCAAGAUUUUGCAGCGGGAACAUCUCUAUGGCUGUGACAAGUCUACUCGACACUGGCGGGGACAUUCGGAAGAGGUUGGUAGAAAACGAAAAGGCUAA